CUGCUUGCAGCCUGCCCUGCCGGGAGCGUAGACCAGGGGAGGGGAGAGGGCAGCCGCGGGAAGCCCGCCCUAGCGGGGCUGCGCGCGUGUCCUGCCGCCGCUCGGCUCGCUCCACUCCGGCCGCUCUUCCUCCCGCCAGCGCCUCUCCCAUGUGCUGCCAUGCGACCUCCGGCGUCCCGCUCCGGGCUGGGCGCCUUGGCGCUAGUCCUGGUAGCCUGCGCCUCUCUCUGCACAGGUCUAACGUGCGUGUGCCAGUUGUGUGAAAAAACAAACUUCACCUGUGAAACUGAGGGCGCAUGCUGGGCUUCUGUCAUGCUAACAAAAAAUGGUAGACAAGAAGUAAUAAAGGCGUGUGUCUCCCUACCACAACUGAAAGCACAAAUCUUCUGCCACAGUUCUAAGAACAUAACCAAGACAGAAUGCUGCUAUACAGAUUUCUGCAACAACAUCACCAUUCACCUGCCCACAGGUCCAGAGGCUGCAAGGAAAUCAAAGCUGGGCCCUGUGGAACUGACAGUGGUUAUAACUGUACCAGUAUGUGUCUUGUCUAUAGCUUUAAUGCUGACUCUGUGCACACAUCAAGGCAACAACUGCAGAUUCAGGAAGAAAAGAAGACAAAACAUUGAAGAGCCUCUGUCGGAAUGCAGUCUGGUGAACCCAGGGAAGACUCUCAAAGAUCUGAUUUUUGAUAUGACGACGUCAGGUUCUGGAUCUGGCUUGCCUCUGCUUGUCCAAAGAACAAUUGCAAGAACAAUAGUUCUUCAGGAAAUAGUAGGAAAGGGUCGAUUCGGCGAAGUCUGGCGUGGAAAAUGGUGCGGAGAAGACGUGGCUGUGAAGAUCUUUUCCUCGAGAGACGAAAGGUCUUGGUUUCGUGAAGCAGAAAUCUACCAGACCAUUAUGCUGAGGCAUGAAAAUAUCUUGGGUUUUAUUGCUGCUGACAACAAGGAUAAUGGGACUUGGACUCAGCUGUGGCUUGUCUCAGAAUACCACGACCAAGGUUCUUUGUUUGACUACUUAAACAACAACACUGUAACAGCCAACGGCAUGAUCAAGAUGACAUUUUCCAUAGCGAGUGGCUUAGCCCAUCUUCACAUGGAGAUCGUUGGCACUCAAGGCAAACCAGCCAUUUCCCACAGAGAUCUGAAAUCUAAAAACAUUUUAGUCAAAAGGAAUGAAACCUGUGCCAUUGCUGACCUGGGACUGGCUGUCAAGCAUGACUCUCUGUUGAACACAAUUGACAUACCUCAGAAUUCUAGAGUGGGAACCAAGAGGUACAUGGCUCCAGAAAUACUUGAUGACACGAUGAACAUAAGUAUCUUUGAGUCCUUCAAGCGUGCAGAUAUCUACUCUCUUGGGCUGGUGUACUGGGAGAUAUCCCGAAGAUGCUCAGUUGGAGGAAUUGUUGAGGAGUACCAGUUACCUUACUAUGAUGCUGUGCCUUCUGAUCCUUCAAUAGAAGAUAUGAGAAAAGUAGUCUGUGAGCAAAAACAUAGACCAAAUAUCCCAAAUCAGUGGCAAAGCUGUGAGGCACUCAGAGUAAUGGGCCGGAUCAUGCGUGAGUGCUGGUACGCCAAUGGGGCAGCUCGACUGACAGCGCUUCGCAUUAAGAAGACCAUUUCUCAGCUCUACGUACAAGAAGAUUCCAAAGCUUAGAUUUGUACACCCCCACAGAAGAGGAAAGGGGAGGAAAUUCUGUUGGUUUGUUUGUUUUGCAUUUGUUUUGAUUUUUUCCCCUUUCUCUCUCUACCUCACAUGAUGCGGAGCACAGUAUUUAAGAGCCCAGAGUACUGGAAAUUAACUUCAUUGGUAUGUUCAAAGGUUAAUUUCCAGCUGGUUCAUGAUGUCCACAGACUGCCUUGCCUGGUUAAUGAAAAGUUACCCUCCUCCCUCUCUUUUCUGGAAAAUGGGAUCUGGUCAAUGUUCCACUGUGUGACGUCACUCUCCCUGCGCCUGCCAUGCAAGCCCUUAUGCAUCUAAGACACAACUGAGAGAACAUGGAGAAGGUCAGGAUGCAACCACACCUAGGACUUUUGUAGUCUGUGCAGAUGGUAUGCAAAGUAACUGAAGAAACUAGAGCAUUUAAGGUUUGCAUUCUAAGCGAAUCCUGAAUGUAAUAUCCUGCGUAUUUAUUCUGUGCUAAGAUAUAUUGUCUGCUCAAGCCACACUUUCCCCCCUCCCUUCAGUAAAUCUCACAAGAGGAAUAGCUUUCCAGGUCAUCUAAAGAACUGCGACUUAAGCCACAAGACCUCACAUCACAUAGACCUAGAGCUUUCUUCCUCAUGGGAUUUCAAGUGUGACUACAGGCCAGAGAGGCAUGUCUUUGAAAAUCUCCAUGGGAUCUGGAGCAUUAAUGCCCACUUGCAGGGAUACUGAGCUUCUCAAGUUCCUCCUGGUUUGCUGCAGGUUCCUUGAGCAGCAAUGAGGCCCCUCUCCAUCCAGGGCAUGACAAAUGUCUCUCCAGUGGAUUGCUACUAUGUUGGGUAGGGAUUCCUGAAAACUGAAAUGUGCUAAGUAUAUCUGUUCUAAGCUAAGGUACAUUAUGACCAUUAUGUGACUGUAGAAAAUGUUUGCGAAGGGAAGCAUAUUUCUCUAGCAUCUCCAGCUACAAUCAAGCCACACUACCUGUUGUGUUAAGCUGUGCAUUUAAGUUGUGGUGGUGGUGGUGGUGUUACAGAAAUUAGUAAAGCAGAGAGAAGGAGAAGGGGAUUUAAACCCUUUACUCCUUGCUGUGGUACCAAUUUGGAUUGCUUCCACCCAUUCCUGCAGUUUUGAUUGGUGGGGAAUAACUCGUUUUCUUCAAUAAGAAUUUCCCCCCUAUUGCAAAUUGCAGCAGCAGGGGACCCAAUCUAGAUUGGAACCAUAGGAAGGAUGUUAGCCCUCCCAUGCAGAUCUCUGCCCCCUCCAUUUCACACUGGAAAUCUGUAUCAAAAACCCUUCACUAGAAGGCACAGCUGUAGUUUGGUCCCAAGACUAUAGAAAGCGGCUGUCAGUUGGUGUGGAUUAUAUUUAGCUUUGUGGACCAAUGAUCCAACCUGAUACAAGGCCACUUUCUAUGUUCUAAACCGUGUGCUUCAAACAAGAGAGAAUCUUGGACCAAGUUCAUUGAAGCAUUUCCCACAGAAUUUUGUAAACUAGUUGGUGCAAUGUGUAUAGAAUUUGUUUCUUGUUUGGUCUUUUAUUAACCAAAUAAGAGAGGCGUUCAAUCGAACAGAUAUACUGUGAAACUUAAAGUUCUCAUUAUAUGUUGCCUUAAAAGAGGCCAUUUAUUUAAUGCUUCAAAUGCAAAUUUAUAGUUAAAUGUUAGAAACGGCAUUUUGUUACAUGUGUCCAGUUUCAUAUUCCAGAAUCUUAGCCAAGGACCACUGCUGUUGGGAUAAGCUUGGAUUGCGUGCUAUGUGGUGCCAA
This is a messenger RNA of Podarcis raffonei (Aeolian wall lizard), 3405 nucleotides long. RefSeq names its product activin A receptor type 1C (gene ACVR1C). Gene Ontology annotation, biological process: cellular response to growth factor stimulus; protein phosphorylation; activin receptor signaling pathway. Gene Ontology annotation, molecular function: activin receptor activity, type I; ATP binding. Bases 160 to 1653 code for a protein of 497 amino acids. The record is from RefSeq and is a predicted model, not a curated record. NCBI's taxonomy places the organism in Eukaryota, Metazoa, Chordata, Lepidosauria, Squamata, Lacertidae. Gene Ontology annotation, cellular component: plasma membrane; activin receptor complex. The transcript has 9 exons.